Nicotiana tabacum (common tobacco) is the source of this 1379-nucleotide messenger RNA. RefSeq names its product nudix hydrolase 2-like. Gene Ontology annotation, molecular function: ADP-ribose diphosphatase activity; NADH pyrophosphatase activity; NAD binding. The record is from RefSeq and is a predicted model, not a curated record. NCBI's taxonomy places the organism in Eukaryota, Viridiplantae, Streptophyta, Magnoliopsida, Solanales, Solanaceae.
GGGAGCUCAAAUGAGGCAAACCAACUAACUAGUUGUCUUAUUCGUUGGGAACGUUUCAGUGGGAUUCCCAUCAUUACACCUACGGCGCAGUGUAGUUUUUUUAGCGGCUACAGUUGCCCCUCCACCCCACAGCCCCAACGCCUAUUUAUUACAUUCGGAAUUCAAUUCAUCGCCGCAGCAGCAAUUCCAGUUGCAGAGUUCGGGAGAAUCUCCGCCCUUUUUUAGAUCCUAAUAUUCACUUUUUCCUCCUGCCCGAGCUGAAGCUCCAUUUUGAAGAAACUUACACAGCUUUGAGUAGAAAAUUCUACUGCACAAAUUUGGACUAAGUUGAGAUCCUAUGGAGAAACUCAUGUUUCAAAAUGGUGUCAAGAAGGAUCAGUUGCUUUCUGCGGUAAAUGAUGACCAUGGUGGAGUUAUAGUGGAAUUGAAGGAGCCUAUGGACACCACUGUCUUCCAAAACAUGCUUAAAGCUUCAUUAUCCAAGUGGAAGUUGCAGGAAAAGAAGGGUGUUUGGAUUAAAGUGCCAAUUGAACUUGUAAAUUUGGUUGAAACUGCAGUUAAGGAAGGGUUUUGGUACCACCAUGCCGAACCACAUUACCUGAUGCUUGUGUAUUGGAUUCCUGAAACUGAGAAUACCAUCCCAGCAAAUGCCUCACACCGCGUGGGUAUUGGUGCUAUAGUCUUAAAUGAGAAAAGAGAGUUGCUUGUUGUCCAAGAAAAUAGCGGCAAAUUAAAGGGAACUGCAGUAUGGAAGAUCCCUACUGGCAUUGUUGAGGAGGGUGAGGAUAUAUUUGAAGGUGCAAUAAGGGAAGUAAAGGAAGAAACAGGAAUUGAUACUGAAUUUCUUGAAGUGCUUGCAUUCAGGCAAACACACAAGGCGUUGUUUGGCAAGUCAGACUUAUUCUUCAUUUGCAUGAUGCACCCUUUAUCAUUUGACAUUCAAAAGCAAGAUUUAGAAAUUGAGGCAGCACAGUGGAUGCCGUUUGAAGAGUAUGCAGCUCAACCUUUUGUUCAGAAACAUGGCAUUUUCAAGUACACCAAAGAUUUAUGCUUGGCAAAGGCAGAAAGUGGUUACCCUGGGUUUACUCCUGUGCCGAUAACAUCAUUUUUUGAUGGUAGUACGAGUUUCCUGUAUUUCAACAAGGAUGGUCUGGACCAGGAAAGCUCUGCAAUUCAUCUCUGAAGGAAGGAUAUAUUGGUACUUGAAUUCUUCUGUAACUAUUUUGAUCUUAUUCAUAAGUUAAUAUUUUUUUUAUAGCAAUUGUUUUGAUUUCCUAUAUGCAGUAAUAAUCUGUAAUUUCCAACUUAUCUUUGUGUCAUAUUAUCUACACGUUGCACGGAAGAAAAGAUCUAUAUGGACGACACCAAUUAGUUUGAAA